CUUUCAUCUGCCUCAAACGCACGAUAUGCAAUCUAAGCAACUAGUUUGGACAAAAGUCAACAAUAAUCAGCUAGCUAGUUGUCUAGUCGGUCAGUCAAUCCAACAGCAGCAAAAAUGUCACGGUCAUCCAUCAACCCGGACGACAUCAAUCUGCUAGCGCAAUUCCUGGCCCACGAACAAAUCCCAGCAUCAUCCCACCCCCCGAUCAACACCGACUGCAUCGUGAUAUGCGUUUCGGCAGUGCUUUAUCCCGCAACGACCGUUUUCAAACACCUAGAGCGCAAUCCCCAACUAACUAAAACACUGGUGCUAUGCGGUGGAAUCGGCCAUUCCACGCCUUAUCUCUACGAGGCCGUAUCCAAGCACCCAGACUACGCACACCUCAUCCCAGAAAUCACAGGCAAGCCAGAAUCUCACGUCCUGCAUACUAUCUUCACCCGGUGCUUUGAUGCCACCUUCAUCCAGAAAUCCGGCUGCACGGUUCUACUAGAAGAUAAGUCCACGAAUUGCGGCCAGAAUGCCACAGAAACACGGGCAUUAUUAGCAAGGAAUGGUAUUCCGGAACCUAAAUCUAUGAUUGUUGUUCAGGAUCCUACCAUGGCUCGGCGGACGGUUGCCUCAUUUGAAAAGGCGUAUGCGCCGAGGCCCCCAAACUUGCUCAGCUGGCCGAUUAUAGUGCCCCGAGUUAAGAUGGAGGGGGGUGAGUUGGUGUAUGAUUAUGAUGAUGUUGAUGAGAGUAUGCCAGGGGUGACCGGGGGUUUGUGGAGUAUGUCACGCUUCUUGGGUCUGGUUCUGGGUGAGAUCCCACGGUUGAGGGAUGAUGAGCAUGGGUAUGGGCCCAUGGGUAAGGAGUUUAUUGGUCAUGUUGAUAUUCCUGAGGAGGUUGAGUGCGCGUUUUCUAGAGUCCAAGGGGGGUUAGGAGAGAAUUUGGUGAAGAGAUAGUUAGAUCUUUUCCAGGUCGUGUUGUGGCUGUGGUUUUACUAUGGGGAAUCUCGCGAUCGGAACUGCCGAGAUAUCCACUAGAGACCCAUAUUCAUGAUACCGUGCCGUGUGUAUCUAACAUGUACUGACAUAGAAUUUGUAUUGAUUGUAGGCGGUUAGCUGCGUAUCAGUCUGUAUAUAACGGUACCA
Molecule: messenger RNA, 1131 nt
Organism: Aspergillus welwitschiae
Lineage: Eukaryota; Fungi; Ascomycota; Eurotiomycetes; Eurotiales; Aspergillaceae
Product: YdcF family protein
Exons: 1
Coding region: 115-942 (275 amino acids)
Cellular component (GO): plasma membrane
Source: RefSeq, a predicted model, not a curated record